Desarmillaria tabescens is the source of this 489-nucleotide messenger RNA. RefSeq lists its product as uncharacterized. The transcript has 3 exons. NCBI's taxonomy places the organism in Eukaryota, Fungi, Basidiomycota, Agaricomycetes, Agaricales, Physalacriaceae. The coding region runs from base 1 to 489 and encodes 162 amino acids. The record is from RefSeq and is a predicted model, not a curated record.
AUGGCCGAAGGCUCGCUAAAAAGAAAACGUCCCCCUACAUUUCCCCAUCACCCUGCAGCAAGAGCAAAGAAACUCAAGCAAGACUGGGUCUUCAAGGCCAAAAUUAAAAGUAAAUGGAAGGCGGAAAAACGCAAGAUGGCGGCAGCCAGUGCAGGAGACGAUAAGGAUAUGCAGGAUGUUGAUUCAGACAGUAGUGCAUCUAGCGGUACUCAGGAGGAUUUAAAGGAAGAUCAUCAGCCCUCUCCCGAACCUCCAGCACCUCCUUCACGUACAAAAUCUAUCACUCAAAAAGUCGCCGUUUCCGUGCAAACGACACCCUCACAGCCUCCGAUAUCCACCCGUGAAAUGAAGCGGAACGCAUACUCCAAGUCGUCCUUGCAUAGCUAUAAAGCCGACCCAUUUAACAAGAGAAAGAGCGGCAAUGUACGGGGACAGCCUUUCAAAGGGGAUCGUGAUGGGAAUGGAGGCAGAGGCAGAGACUUGGUCUGA